Molecule: messenger RNA, 3079 nt
Organism: Amyelois transitella
Lineage: Eukaryota; Metazoa; Arthropoda; Insecta; Lepidoptera; Pyralidae
Exons: 16
Coding region: 344-3067 (907 amino acids)
Source: RefSeq, a predicted model, not a curated record
GUCGGUGCACUAUCUCAGCUGUACGAUUUCAAGUACCUAAACAUAACAUACCUAUCAAUAUCAACUGCGCGAGCAAAACACGGUUGUCCGGUUCGAUUUUUCUGAUUUAUUUCGCUAUUUCAUUUAUCUACAAAAUUACAAUUUAUAAUUCUGUGCUAAUCUUACUCAGAGUGCGCUUUUGAACGAGUUACUUAAAUACUCUUAAAUAUUUCAUAAUCUAUUUAUUCCAUGUAACACAGCGAAGUUUGGGCGUAAAAUACCUAAUUGUUUUAACUAGUGUAUUUUAAAUGUGGUUCAAAUAAAUAUGUACACAGCGUAAAAGGAAUUGAAGAUCUCGAAGAUAAUGUCUCUGUUCCCGGCUUAUUCUUCUGAAGAUGAUAACCAAUUCUUAUCUGAUGAUGCUACUAAAGUUAAACUUGAUGUGUUACGAGACAUCCCAGAGUUGACAGAAAAUCAGUUGUUGGCAAGUGAUGAUGACCAGAGCUGUGAGUCAGCAGAUCAGAACCUCGAGGCAACAGAAAAGAGCCGCAAUGCAACAGAGCAGUGCAUACGUGACCGCUCACCGCUAAGAAGUGAUGACUUCUACCUUGACACCAAGCUGGACCUUGGCAACCUUUGGGUUUCUACACUUUACUAUCCUGGAAGACCCCAAUACACGCCAGGUCCGCAUCGCGAGCCAGGCCAACAGAAGCGCCGCGCGCGCCGCUACUGGGAGCGCCGCGCGGACGACGCGGACGACUCGGCAGCCGCGGCCGAGCGCGCCGCCGCCUACCGCCGCGCGCUCGCCGACCAGCCGCGCGACGCACAGCUGUGGAUGCAGUUCAUACAGUUCCAGGAACGGUGCAGCGGCGGUAUGGCUGCGUGGCGCACCGCAGUGGAGGCGAGCGAAGCUGUGCCGCAUGACCGGCAGCUGCGCACUGAGCGGCUGGAACUAGCGCGCCGACACCUGCCGCGCUCGCAGCACCACACCGAGUUGCGGGAUCUCAUCGCAGCCGCGUCAUCUCCGGAGCUGAAGCUGGAGCUGUGGGCGUGGCUGCUGUCGGCGCUGGCGCACUGCCCCGUCAGCUGCUCGCUGGCCGCGCUCACGGCCGCCGCGCGCGCCGCGCUGCUCGCCUGCCGCCAGCCCGCCGCCUACCCGCGGCUGCUCUACAUCUACGGUUCGUUCCUGCAGUCCGGCGGGCUGUGGGAGCAGCUGACCCUGCUGCUGGAGCUGGCGCUGAGCAUGAGCCUGCCGCCCUCGCCCGCCUUCCCGCCGCCGCCGCCGCCUCGCGCCCAGCAGAUAGAGGAGGCGCUGAUAGAGGCAGAGGAGCGUGCUAUCGCAAGCGGCUUGCCGCAGUCGGGCGUGUGGGUGCGCGUGGAGCGCCUGCGCGGGGCGGCGCACUGGCGCAGCGACGCGGGCGCCGCGCGGGCCGCCGCCGACCCGCAGCGCGCGCCGCCCGCCGCCGCGCUGGCCGAGCUGCUGCUGCCGCUGGCCGACGCGGCCGCGCUCUUCUUGCUGCGGGUCACCGCGCUGCGGCUCGCCAAGUGUAGCGCGCCCGCCGCCGCGCUGGCCGAGCUGCUGCUGCCGCUGGCCGACGCGGCCGCGCUCUUCUUGCUGCGGGUCACCGCGCUGCGGCUCGCCAAGGUGCCGCUGUUCCCUCUUUCGGAGUGGGUACUGUCGGCGGCGGAAGGCGGGACCCGGGGCGCGCUGCGGGGCGCGGCGUGGGGCGCGGCGGGCGGCGAGGCGCUGCUGCCGCUGCUGAGCGCCGCGCAGCGACUGCCGCCCGCGCACGCCGCCCGCAAGCUGGACGCGAGGGCGGUGCACUACUUCCUGAUGCUGCAGCCGCCGCACUACUGCCACCAGACAGGUUACUCGUCGUGGGUGGAGGCGCUGUGGGAGGCCGCCCUGCAGAGCACGGCGGGGCGCCAGCGCGAGGCGCUGCUGUGCUGGCGGCUGCGCUGGCUGCGCUCGCUCGUGCUGCUGCAGCCCGAACAGGAAGAAGAGGGCGCGGCGGAGCGGCGGCGCCUGUGCGGCGUGGCGCGGGCGGCGCUGAAGCGGUUCGCGGGCGGCGCGGCGUUGCCGUUCCUGCAGUUCGCGCGGUUGCAACGUCUCGCCGGCGACGCCGACGCCGCGCGGCAGGUCGCCGAGCGCGCGCUGCAAGCCGUCUGCCGAGACCAGAGUACCCCGGCUCCGGUGCGCCUGUACGCGGCGCGCACGUACCUGUCGCUGGGCCCCGCGGCGGGCGGCCGCUGGGCGCUGUGCUGCGCCGCGCUGGCGCGCCCGCUGCCCGACGCGGACGCGCUGCAGCGGGCGCCGCCGCCGCAGCUGGUGCGGGACGCCGUCGAGGAGUGCGAAAAGCGAUGCUCCGAAAUAGAGAGCUCACUCGAGCAUGACUGUUCGUCGGAGGAGGAUCUGUGCGCGGCGCUGCUGCCGUCGGCCGCCGAGUGGGGCUGCGCGCGCGCCUGGCUCGCGGCGCCCGCGCGGCGCGCCGAGCUGGUGCGGCAGCUGGCGGCGGGCGCUGCUGACGCUCCCGGCGCUACUAGCGCGGCGGGCGCGCGCUGGCGGGAGCAGGCGGCGUGCGCGCUGGCGCUGGCGGCGGCGGCGGACGCGCGCGCGGCCAGCACGGCGCGCCAGCUCGCGCCGCUCUUCCCCGACAACGCGUUCUUGGCGCUCGCGACCGCGGACGACCCGCUGCACGCGGGCGGCGCGCCGCGCUCCGACGUGGCGGCGCUGGCGCGAGCCCUGCCGGCGCUGCUCUGUGCGCCGCCCGCGCUCUACACGCCGCAAGACGCGGAGCGCGUGUACCGCAGCGUGCGACGCGCGAGCAGCGCGGGCGCGGGCGGCGCGCUGCUGCAGCUGGCGGCGCUGGAGGCGGCCGCGCGCCGCCCGCGCGCCGCGCCCGCCGCCGCGCUGUGCCGCGCGCGCGACCUGCUGCCGCACUGCAAGUGGCUGUGCGUGGCGGGCGCGGCGUGGUGCGGCGGCGCGGCGGCGCUGGCGGACGCGCUGCUGGAGCGCCAGCUGCGGCUGCACGCGCUGCCCGACGAGCUGCAGCCGCUCGCGCCGCCGCCCUCGCUCUCCGAUACAUAAUUAAAUGAGUUA